AUGAGGAUUUUGUCAGUAAAGAAAGCCAAAGUUCUUUGUCUCUUGAAUGAUUUUUAUAAGGUGAUUGUUAUUGAUUGGCUGAAUAUUAAUGCCAAAUCACAAGGUCAUGGUGACUUUUGCGAACAGCCCUCAAUUACUUUCACAACAAUGCCCCAAGAGCAGAAGCAAAAGAAGAAACGGGUCCCUAUCACCGCCCUCACAAAACAGCAAAUAUGCUUAAAAAAGAGAGAGAAUUUGAAGCUCAGAGACGAGGACCUCGCCAAGGAAUAUGGCCUUGAUAGAAGUACAAUCACUAAAAUCCUAAAACAACGGGAAAAGUGGUUAGCUAUUGAUCCUAAUUCCAAUUAUGCCAAACAAAAAACUCAAAAAUCACCAAAAUUUCCUCAAAUAGAGGAUGCUUUAUCGUCAUGGUUAACUUUAAACAUGAGUGGUGGCAGUCCCGUCAGCGAUGCACAACUUCAGGAGAAGGCUCUGGAGUUCGCGCAGAUGUUCGGAAUUCGUAACGAAUUCCAAGCUUCUAAUGGGUGGAUAUCAAAAUUCAAAAACCGUCACCAGUUCCGUAGUGGCGAAAAUCAAGGAACGUCCGAAGUUUCCCUACAUGUUACUUCACAGCCAACAGCUAUUUCUGGGACUUCAGUUAUAUCACCUCCGGAACACUCGAAUUUUAACAAUACUUUGAGUUUACCUCCUAAUACCCACUUCACACCUAACCCGUCAAUAGCAGCAACGACUCGUACGAAUGGGACAAGUACGCUGACAAUUACAAAUGCUUCUAGCUCUCAAAAUUAUAUCCCAUAUGGGGCUGCGUCAACCCAUAUAACAACUACACCUUACACUCCUUCUUCACGGAUAUAUUCAACAGUAUCCACCAUAGCCCCUUCCAUGAUUCUUGAAAACGUAGCCUUUUUGUUUUGUGGUUAUCAAAACGAUAUCAUUGGAAUGUUUCAGACAAGCAAUGUUCUGAAUAACUUUUUGGUGCGUUCAAAAACACUAUUUAAAAACGUUCACCAAGCUACUGUUCACCAGGCUACCGUUCAUCAGGCUAAGCAAAAAAAGAACAUCAGUAGCUUCUCUGUUGGCCUUUCUUUUCGACCUGGUUAUCCCGAGGUUUCUUCAAAUAAUCGUUAUUUUGAGAAGCUGAAAAGCUUGGGAAGGCUUAUUGAAGGAACUAAAGGAGCAGAAUUUAUCGAUGGAAUGAUACCAAGAGAGGAUGAUAUUGUAAUCAAAAAACGUCGCGUCGACGCUUUCUAUAAUACUGAUCUUCAAAUGAUACUCGAAUCACGAAAUAUCCGUCAUAUCAUUCUUUCUGGUAUCGCUACUAGUGAUGUUAUUCUUUCUACAUGCCGUUCUGCCGCUGACCGAGAUCUGAAUGUUACCGUUGUACGCGAAUGUUGUUUUGAUGAUAACGAAGCGUUGCAAAACAUGUUAAUGAACGAUCUGUUUCCAACUCAAGGCGUUACGGUAGCCUCUUUAGAUGAGAUUUUAACCGGUUUGCGUGGCGUGAAUUGA
Funneliformis geosporum is the source of this 1509-nucleotide messenger RNA. NCBI's taxonomy places the organism in Eukaryota, Fungi, Glomeromycota, Glomeromycetes, Glomerales, Glomeraceae. The record is from the annotation of a GenBank genome assembly.